Acanthochromis polyacanthus (spiny chromis) is the source of this 4313-nucleotide messenger RNA. RefSeq names its product carnitine palmitoyltransferase 1Ab (liver) (gene cpt1ab). Bases 168 to 2489 code for a protein of 773 amino acids. Gene Ontology annotation, biological process: fatty acid metabolic process; carnitine metabolic process. Gene Ontology annotation, cellular component: mitochondrion. Gene Ontology annotation, molecular function: carnitine O-palmitoyltransferase activity. NCBI's taxonomy places the organism in Eukaryota, Metazoa, Chordata, Actinopteri, Pomacentridae. The transcript is spliced from 19 exons. The record is from RefSeq and is a predicted model, not a curated record.
GGAGUGUGACGUAGCAGAAAGGGGGCAGUCCGUGGUUAGAAGUCUGGGCUCCCAUUCAUGCAGAGUGUUUAACGUUAGCAGUCCCCGCCGACAUCCUCGUCAAAACAGAAAACUCUGCUCUCCCGGACUGACAGAAACCGUCGUGACCCUGCACAGUAGCAGCCACCAUGGCAGAAGCUCACCAGGCAGUGGCCUUUCAGUUCACUGUCACCCCAGAUGGCAUCGACCUACAGCUGUGCCAUGAGGCUCUACGCCAGAUCUACCUUUCUGGCCUUCACUCCUGGAAGAAAAGGUUCAUUCGCUUUAAGAAUGGGGUGAUGACUGGUGUGUACCCGGGCAGCCCGGCCGGUUUCAUGGUAGUGGUUGUGUCCUACAUGUCUUACAAUAAAUAUAAACAGCUGGAUCCAUCUCUUGGGCUAAUUGCCAAGUUGGGACAACACUUACCUAUCAGUCAAUAUAUGUCCACAGAUAGUCAGAAGAUUGUUGGAGGAGUUCUGGUGGGCACAGGCCUGUGGGUCACCAUUAUCAUGAUUAUGAGGAAUGUCCUAAAGUCCCUGCUGUCGUGGCAUGGCUGGAUGCAUGCACGCCAUGGCUCUGUGUCCUGGUCUACUCGUGUGUGGAUGUUACUAGUGAAGGUGUUCUCUGGCAGGAAGCCAAUGCUCUACAGUUUCCAGAACUCCCUGCCCCGACUACCUGUUCCCGCCGUCAAGGACACCUGCAGAAGGUACUUGGAGUCAGUGCGCCCACUGAUGGAUGAUGAGCAGUUUGAAAGGAUGAAGGGCUUGGCUAAAGACUUUGAAAAGAACCUGGGACCCAGAUUGCAGUGGUACCUCAAACUCAAGUCCUGGUGGGCAUCCAACUAUGUCAGUGACUGGUGGGAAGAGUAUAUUUACCUGAGAGGCCGUGGACCCAUCAUGGUGAACAGCAACUAUUAUGCCAUGGAUUUCCUGUAUGUGUUCCCCACCUCCAUCCAGGCUGCCAGGGCAGGUAAUGCCAUCCAUUCUCUCAUGCUCUACAGGAGAAAACUGGACAGAGCUCAGAUCAAACCGAUAUACUUGUUGGCGAACAAGGUUCCUCUGUGUUCGGCUCAGUGGGAGCGAAUGUUUAACACCUCCCGCAUCCCUGGUGUGGAGACAGACACUCUUCAGCACAUGAACGAGAGCAAACACAUAGCUGUGUACCAUAAGGGCCGAUUCUACAAGGUGUGGAUGUUUUAUGAUGGCCGGCUGCUGUUGCCACGGGAGAUAGAGCAGCAAAUGGAGAGGAUCUUGGCCGACACGUCUGAGCCCUCACCAGGAGAGGAGAAACUAGCUGCACUUACUGCAGGGGAGCGAACGCCUUGGGCUAAGGCCCGAGAGACGUACUUCAGCCGGGGCAAGAACAAGCUCUCUCUGGAUGCCAUCGAGAAGGCAGCCUUUUGUGUAACCCUUGAUGACACUGAGCAGCGUUAUGACGAAGCCAACCAAGUCAAGUCUCUGGACAGUUAUGGCAAGUCCCUCCUCCAUGGGAAAUGCUAUGACAGAUGGUUCGAUAAGUCCUUCAAUCUGAUUGUUUUCAAAAAUGGCACCAUGGGACUGAAUGCAGAGCAUUCCUGGGCAGACGCCCCAAUCAUUGGCCAUCUGUGGGAGCAUGUUCUCUCCAUGGACCCUCUGAAGCUGGGAUAUAAUGAGGAUGGUCACUGCCGUGGGGCUCCUCAUCCCAACCUGCCGGGUCCUCAGAGGCUGCAGUGGGAGAUCCCUGCUGAGUGCCAGGAGAUCAUCGAGGCUUCUCUGACAGUCGCCAGGACUCUAGCAGAUGAUGUAGACAGUCACGUUAUCCCCUUCAGUGACUUUGGAAAGGGGCUGAUCAAGAAGUGCCGCACCAGUCCUGAUGCCUUCAUCCAGAUCGCCCUGCAGCUGGCCCAUUACAGAGACAAAGGAAAGUUCUGCCUGACCUAUGAAGCCUCCAUGACACGCUUGUUCCGUGAGGGCCGAACAGAAACUGUGCGCUCCUGCACCAUGGAGACUUGUGCCUUUGUUCGCUCCAUGAUCAGAGAUGAAACCAUUGAAGAGCGUCUGAAGUUGCUCAAACAGGCGGCAGAGAAACACCAAAACAUGUAUCGCCUGGCAAUGACAGGAUGCGGCAUCGAUCGCCACCUCUUCUGUCUCUAUGUGGUUUCCAAAUAUCUGGGAGAGGACUCACCCUUCCUCAAGGAGGUGCUUUCUGAGCCAUGGAGGCUGUCCACCAGCCAAACACCUCUGCAGCAGGUCGAACUGUUUGACCUGGUCAGACACCCAGAAUACGUGUCUUCUGGAGGUGGAUUUGGUCCAGUUGCUGAUGAUGGUUAUGGCGUCGCCUACAUCAUUGUUGGUGAGAACCUCAUCAACUUCCACAUCUCCAGCAAACACUCAAGUCCAGAAACUGAUUCGCAUCGUUUUGGCGCCAACAUUACACAGGCCAUGGUAGACAUACUGGCUCUCUUCCAGCUCGACAAGAAAGAUAUCAAGUGAUGAUCGUCUUUAUUGGUGGAAAAAAACAGAAGAACCUGUUUAGUCAAGCAUAUAUUCUUCCUGAAGCUUGUACAGAAUCAAUUGUUGGAUUUGGGGUUAUUUUUAAGUUAAUUGAUGUUACAGAAAUACGAAUGAUUGAGAGGUGUUUGGAAACAUUACUGUCAAUAUGUUUGUACUGCGCUUAUGUGUACUGUAUGUUUAGGCAAGGUGAGAUUCUGGUGGUGUUGGUUACAGGCAGCGCACAGAUCAAAGUUUUGAUUUAUAGGACUUUUUGCAUCGGUGCCUUAGUGACCCACUAAUGUAAAAAAGGGCAGAAAGGGAGGAGAAGAUUCUCGUUAAAUGGGAUCAAGUCUGUAUUAGCAAAGUGAAAGACAUUUCAGCUAAAGGUUUGUUCAGUAGCAUUAUUAUCAUCAUCAUCCAUUAUCUGAAUCACAUUUUAAGUUGUGAGACGGUGCAAUAUUUUCAGUUUCUGUCCCUGUCCUCUCUCUAGUUACUUCUAGUCUCCAGUUGCAGCUCCUGAGUCACAUUUAACUGAACAAAGCAGCAAACCUGAUGUUAAAUAUUAUCAACGAAUGGCGUGUUGCAGCCAGGGCGUCCAUUAAUUUCAUAUGGAUUCUGCUGGCUGAAGAGUUGUAUCCACUAAUCUCGUAGUUAAAGAAAAGGUGAUAAAUAUUCAGCUUUGAUUUGAAAACAGCGACACAGAAGAAGUUGUUGCUCCUGUCUAAUCAAUGGAUCCCCGCUGCCUUUCUGAUUCAAGUGCACAACCAGUGUAUCUGUUCAGUUUUAGCUGCUAUGACUUUAAGAUGUAGUGUCGAAGGCAGGUGACGUGUGUGUGUGUGUGUGUGUGUGUGUGUGUGUGUGUGUGUGUGUGUGUGUGUGUGUGUGUGUGUGUGUGUGUGUCAUUUUCAUACUCAGGUUUUGCUAACUUGGCCUGGUAUCGUAGAGUGCUGGCUGCAUUGAAAAAAAUAGCGCUUAUCCUGGUACAGUAAGAAGUUGAAAUGCAGUGCAAUGCCAUGUGACCCCAGUGGGCUGGUGGGUAGUUGGCGUGAGGUUUGACGUGGACAAGAGGAGUGUGUGUUUCUGUUGGUACAAAUAAAUAAAACACAAAAAAAUAGCGGGUUAACUACUCUCAGACUCUGUUGUGCACUCCAUGACUGGCCCAAUAGUUCAAAUUAACAAUAUAACUACCUUGGUAGCCUUGUGUCAUAUAAAGAUGAAUUGUAAACAUUUAUGAGCAAUCUGUCAGGUUAUCAAGUACAACAAAGUGGUGUUGCAGCUGUUGUUGCCUAGUCGAGGUGAGGUGCCGUGUCGUGGGUGGUUGGUUUCACCAGUACAGCACGAGAAUCAUUGUUUCUCCUGUAGUUGUUCUUAAGGGCAGUUGCAGAGGACUGGUCAUGCAUCGGAAUGCAAUUUUAUGUAUAUGUUGUCAGUUAAUCAUAUUUAUUUUUUCUUGAUUUUAACCUGGGUGUUCAUGCACAACGUUGCAUAUUUACUGGCUGAAUGUGGCGAAUAAUAAGCUCUACGUUAAAGCUUUGCUCAUUUGAAAAACGGACAAAAAUGUUUCUUCUUUUUUUUUCUUUUUUUUUCUUGUCAUAUUUGUUUUCACAGACUUCUUUGCCAUUAUGUAAUAGUUGUAUGACUUUUUAGCUCGGUAGACCUCAUGUUUACACUGCUGCAUGUUUUUCAAGAUGAAGCUGUAUAUGUUUGCCUUUAAUUUAAAGAUAUGUUUAAAAAAAAGAGAGAGAGAGAGAGAGAGAUAAAGACAAGCAGCUGGUAUACCAAACCAAGUUUUAACAAUAAAGUGAAUGUCAUACAGCUGUGCCA